AUGAGCCAUUCAAAUUCUAUUAGGGAUAGAACUCUUAUAGGAAUUAUUGGAGAUGAGGAUUCAGUAACAGGAUUUCUUUUAGCAGGAAUAGGACAUGUAGAUAAUGAACAUAAGAAGAACUUUUUAGUCGUUAAUACGGAAACAGAAACUUCAGUAAUUGAAACGUUUUUCGAUGAAUUGACAGGUUUUCGUACAGAUAUUGGGAUUAUCUUAAUUAACCAACAUAUUGCAGAUCGUAUUCGACCUAAAAUUGAAGCAUAUGCUCAAGCACUACCUUCUUUAUUGGAAAUUCCAAGUAAAGAACAUCCUUAUGAUCCGGAAAAAGACUCUGUUUUAAAAAGAGUAAGACGUUUAAUGGGUGAUGAGUCAUGA
Molecule: messenger RNA, 372 nt
Organism: Pneumocystis jirovecii RU7
Lineage: Eukaryota; Fungi; Ascomycota; Pneumocystomycetes; Pneumocystales; Pneumocystaceae
Product: V-type ATPase, F subunit
Exons: 5
Coding region: 1-372 (123 amino acids)
Biological process (GO): proton transmembrane transport
Cellular component (GO): fungal-type vacuole membrane; proton-transporting V-type ATPase, V1 domain
Molecular function (GO): proton-transporting ATPase activity, rotational mechanism
Source: RefSeq, a predicted model, not a curated record